AUGAAAAAACAAGUGACAUUUGCAGAAGGUCAGACGAUCCACAGGCUUCAUCAGGAUGUGGCGUUGCAGAGAAAUACCAGGGUGAAUAGAUCAAAGAAUGCUUUAAAAGAUGGGGGCAUGAACUUCAACAGUGGUUUGACAAUCAACAGACCAUCCGCUCCAAAUUGUGAACCACAACUCCAGCAUGAGGCGACCAUACAAAUCCCCAAAACCAUGACUGCAGCCCCAUUUCUGAAGCACGCUGCACUCACACCAGCUCAGAGGGAGUAUCUGUACACCAUUGCAGCUUCCUACAGUGCGGCUCACGUGCGUGACCUCAUCACUCAACACUACAUGAACGUGCUGCACAGGUGCAUACAAGCAGGUGGAAACCCUGAAAGAGGCGACCUUGUUGCGUCCUCUGUUACCUCACCGAGGUCGGAUGUGAGUGAUAAACGUCGAUCAGAAGUUUAUUCAAGGGUGAAACACAAGGAGAGGAAAGACACGAGCGAAAAGAAUCCUGGGAAAUCUUCUCUUCCAAAAAUCUCAAACAGACAAGCCAGCCUUUCAAACACAUCAGCGUCAAAACAAAGAAAGAUGAAGAAUCAGAUAAUAACAUCUCCCACACUGACAAGAAAAAGCCCAAGAAGAGCCAGAAUCAGGCUGUUGGAGGACGGAAAAAGGGACGAAAAAGACGACUCUCUGAGUGAAUGUUUGAGUUCACUCUCUGUGGGAAAAUGGGAUGUUGGCACUUUGUCAGAUUUAUGACAUUUUUAUAGAAACUUUAAGCUGUCACAUUAAUAUUCUGCACGGAUAUAAUUUUAGAAAAAAUCUUCAGGUUAAGUCCAACAAGCAUCUUUUUAAUCACAGUUUUUCAUGAAAUUUGAAAUCUUAUACAAGCAACAUACAGCAAUCAGAGCAAGAACAAAGUGUGAGUAGCCUAGCAGCUCAUUUUUUAUUUUUAGUAGUUUAGUGCCCCCAGUGUCUGCAGGAGACAAGUGUCUCUGACAACUUUCUAAAGACUGCUUCCAGGAAAUCACGUGAUCAGUUCUUGAAUCAGCCAGGAUCACAUCUCUUGGCCUGUGCUUAAUUUAACUCUUUGGAGAGAGGACAACCAAAAACACUUU
Messenger RNA from Plectropomus leopardus (leopard coralgrouper), 1106 nucleotides. RefSeq lists its product as uncharacterized. The record is from RefSeq and is a predicted model, not a curated record. NCBI's taxonomy places the organism in Eukaryota, Metazoa, Chordata, Actinopteri, Perciformes, Serranidae.